Cygnus atratus (black swan) is the source of this 1816-nucleotide messenger RNA. RefSeq names its product nicotinate phosphoribosyltransferase (gene NAPRT). Gene Ontology annotation, molecular function: nicotinate phosphoribosyltransferase activity. The record is from RefSeq and is a predicted model, not a curated record. Gene Ontology annotation, biological process: NAD+ biosynthetic process. Lineage: Eukaryota; Metazoa; Chordata; Aves; Anseriformes; Anatidae. The transcript is spliced from 13 exons. The coding region runs from base 47 to 1729 and encodes 560 amino acids.
CGCGGCUCCCAGGCUGCCCCGCGGCCUGCCCCGGUUUGUGGCGGCCAUGGCGCUGCUGACGGACCUCUACCAGCUCACCAUGGCCUACGGGUACUGGCGGGCCGGGCGGCACCGUGCCCCCGCUGCCGCCGAGCUCUUCUUCCGCUGCGAGCCCUUCCAUGGCGCCUUCGCCCUGGGCACGGGCCUGGCCGAGGGCCUCCGCUUCCUCCGCGCCUUCCGCUUCUCCGCCGCCGACAUCGCCUACCUGCGCUCGGUCCUGCCCAGCACGACGGAGGACGCCUUCUUCGAUUACCUCUGCACCGUGGACGCCUCAGAGGUCACCGUCUCUUCCGUGCCAGAAGGCUCCGUCGUCUUCUCCAGGGUCCCGCUCCUGCAGGUGAAGGGGCCGCUGCUGGUGGUGCAGCUGCUGGAAACCACCCUGCUGUGCCUGGUCAACUACGCCAGCCUGGUGGCCACGAACGCCGCCCGCUUCCGCCUCCUCGCUGGCCCCGAGAUGAAGCUGAUGGAGAUCGGGCUGCGUCGCGCCCAGGGGCCAGACGGCGGCCUGUCUGCCUCCAAGUACUCCUACAUCGGGGGCUUCGACUACACCAGCAACGUCCUCGCGGGGAAGCUCUACGGCAUCCCGGUGCGCGGCACCAUCGCCCACUCCUUCAUCAUGUCCUUCACGUCGCUGGCGGAGGUGCAGCCCAGGGUCCUGCCACCGCUGGCGGGCGGGGAGCCGGUGGAUCUCGCAGCCCUGGCCGAGUCGUGGCUGCAGCGGGUGUGCGAGCUGCUGCACAGCCCCCCCGAGAAGGCCAACCGCGGCGAGCUGGCCGCCUUCGUGUCCUACGCCAUCACCUUCCCGCACAACUUCCAGGGGCUGCUGGACACGUACUGCGUCAUGAGGAGCGGCCUGCCCAAUUUCUGUGCCGUGGCGCUGGCCCUGCACCAGCUGGGGUACCGCGCCAUCGGGGUGCGCCUGGACAGCGGGGACCUGGUCCAGCAGUCCAAGGAGAUCCGGCGGGUGCUCCGAGCCUGCGGCACCACCUUCCAGGUGCCCUGGUUUGGGAGCAUCCCCAUCGCCGUGAGCAACGACAUCAGCGAACAGAGCCUGGAGAGCUUCAUCCGGGAGGGGAGCGAGAUCGACGUGAUCGGUGUGGGGACAAACCUGGUGACGUGUCCCCUGCAGCCGUCGCUGGGCUGCGUCUACAAGUGGCCUCCCCAGCACACAAGGGGACACGGAGCUCUGCACGGCCCUUGGCACCAGCUUUGUGUGGCAAAGACAAGGAGCCCGUCCCCAUACCGUCCUCUUCUCCCGCAGCUCGUGGAGGUCAACGGCUCGCCUUGCCUGAAGCUCACGGAGGAGGAGGAGAAGAUGACGAUCCCCGGGAUUAAGGCAGUGUAUCGGCUCUACGACGACGCCGGUCACCCCUUCAUGGACCUCAUGGCCCUGGAGGACGAGCCCGCACCCAACGCAGGGCAGGAGCUGGCGGUCCACGUCCUGGGGAGGAGAGGAGAGGCCACCAAGGUCAGGCCCACCGCCGUGGAGCCCCUGCAUCGCACGUACUUCAGAGACGGCCAGGUGUGCGAGGUCCUGCCCAGCCUGCCGGAGGUGCGGAGCCACGCGCAGGCGUCCCUCAGCCAGCUCAGCCCCGCUCACCGCCGGCUCCGCGAGCCGCAGCCCUACCCGGUGGCCGUGACGGAGAAGCUGCACCUCCUCCUCGCAGAGCUGCGGCAGGCCAGGCAGUGAGGGGGUCCCCGCGCGCCCCCCGCGCCCUGCCAGCCCCCACCUGGGGCCAGCGCUUCCGACGUCCUCUUUGGAAGGCCAGGUGAUUAA